Eimeria maxima is the source of this 4308-nucleotide messenger RNA. RefSeq lists its product as hypothetical. The record is from RefSeq and is a predicted model, not a curated record. The coding region runs from base 1 to 4308 and encodes 1435 amino acids. Lineage: Eukaryota; Apicomplexa; Conoidasida; Eucoccidiorida; Eimeriidae. The transcript is spliced from 4 exons.
AUGAAUCUGGUGUUCCUUGUUGUAGCCCUGGCCGCAGUGGGUCACCAGGCCCACGUCAAGGCCUCACCUCCAAACAAUGAUGGCUCAGCUGCCUACAGUAUUGCUAACGAAAAGGCUGGUGUUUUUGGAGCCCAUUCCUUUUCCCUUGAGAAACAUGUUCAACAUCGGUCCGGCACCCGUCUCUGGAAGGGGUCGUCCUUGGGUUUGGUUAUGACCAUCCCAGUACUUACGGUGGUGUUCCUCCUGUUUUUCUGUUUUAUGCGCUUGAAUAAGAACAAUGGUCAUUCAAUAUCGACGCAAAGUAGGCGCCUUUCCUCUGAGAGGUUGAGCCCAUGCAGCCCGGAUGGAGGGGCUGAAGGUGAACUUUAUCCUUCAAGCCCAGGAAGCGGGCUCAACUCUUCCCAUGACAAGCAGCUGAAAAAGUUGCAACUCUCAGUUUUGGAUUCAGAGGCUUUGACUACAGAGGAAAUAGCAUCGAUAGAAGAGGCGGGGAGGGUUUUACAGCGUGUUUUGGACGAGGCUGAAGGGCUUGAAAUACAGCUGGCUUCUCUACAUUCUUCAUACAUGCAGCAUAAAAAGAUGAUGCAGCAAACACUAGAACGCAAAGGCCCUGAAACAAUUAGUGAACGGAAGAAGUUGGAGAGCAGGCUUAAUGAGAUACGGAAUAGGAUCGAGAUGGUCAAGGGCAGUUUGCACUGGAGAAAGCAAAAGUCCCGCUCCAUGAUCUGGACAGAACAACAAGAAUUGGGGGAACUGUUGUUGCGGGCGAAGUAUUUUGCCAGUGGAAGGAAGCUCACUCCAGCCGCAGCUGCUGCGCUAGUAUCGCGCGAUAUUGUCUUCGGAUAUAAAGCAACGGAGGUGUUCGACGAUGCAGCUAGGUUCGCUCUAGGGGCUAUGGUAAAGCGCCUAACCGAUGAGGGAAGAGCCUGUGAAGAGCUCCUCGCUGCAGAAGACAGAUUCCUCUCAAAAGAAGAAGAACAACGUGUGCGGCGUGCUUUGGGUGAGUUAGAUACUAUGAUGACCCAGCUUUGCCUUCUGGAGUCAGCGUAUGGACCUUCAGGUCACCGGCAGCCAAUUCUUGAGAUCCGUCAAAAACUGGAGAGGCUAGAGGGAAAACUCACGCAACAACCAAAGCCCCACAUGCCAGCAAGUCGCAAGGUCGUGAAACCAACUGGUGGUAGCUUACUUCAUGGUGAAAUGAGACAGACGCUAAAUCCAUUGGCCACUGCUGCACGCUCAAGAUGGAGCAUUGCCGGGGGAUAUGCUUUAGGCGGCCGCCAGCCGUCAAGAAUGUCUAUGCCCAGCCUCAGCGGCUCUUCCGGUUCUCAAUCUGUCCGUGUGCCAGCUCUGGGUACCCGUGGUAGGAGGGCAUCUGUGGCCGCGUAUGGUACGCUUCCCCGAGGAAGCACUGCUCUCCCAAGCUUGCCGGCAAUGUGGUCACAAAACCAGCUCGACACAAGACGGGCUCCGUCUUUAUCAAUGCCCCUUCAGCACCAACGUACGGUCACCAGGGGGGAAGAUUCAGGUACAUCGGCGUUCGCCGAACAAUUCCUCCAACUUCUAGCUCAGCAACGCCCAUUAGCAUCCUCCAACCAACAAGCUGUUGUUCCACCUGCACCACAAUAUAAGCUUCAUGCCGAAUCGCUCUCUCCUACUCGCUCAUUUACACCGUCCAGCCAAGGGGCGUUUGCUAAGCCUGCGCUCGUAAGCAGCCCCUAUUCCGAAUAUGGCACUCCAUCACCCCAAACCUUCCCCGAGCAACAUGCUGCUAUUCCACGUCCUCAAUUAGCUAAGCAGCAAGCCAUUUAUGGCACUCUUCCCCGCCAACCUGUCCCAAGGCAACAGGCUGCUGAUCUACCUGAGCCACCAUCCCCGAUAGGUUACAGGUCUAGGUCUUCUUCACGCCGAUCGCUCCACAAGCCUCAGCUAGGUGUUAUACCUGAGGAACCAAUUCAGUUAUACUCCGACUAUGGCACACUUCCACGCCAUACUACUUUCCGCAGCCGACUGCCUGAUGAUCAAUACCCGGAGAAUCAUGCAUCAUCUCAAGCACAUAUUCGACUACCUAUAACGGAUCACCAGCAACGUCUCGACCCUCCUUCAUCUCUUCAGCAGCCCGCACACCAACUCCAGCCUCAGGAAGCUGAGGAGGUUUCAGCCCAGACAUCCCCUCAGUCUCUUCCGCAACAGCAUCAUGACCCAUCAUCAUCUCCUCUGCAGUCCGUACACGAACGUCAGCCUCUAUAUGAGGAGAUUCCAGCUGUUAUAUCCUCGCAGUCUGCGCAGCAUACUACCCAUAUCCCACUGACUCCUGAACAGCCGACGCAGCCCUCUACAGCUUCCCUUUCCGCAGCCACGUCUCCCAAGACACCUGAUGAUAUGAAAGAAUCCGGAAAGUCUUCUGGAAAGAAGAAGCAGAGUAAACAGUCUAAGUCUUCUAAGGGUGGAGAGCACCGACCGGAGCUUGGGGCUGAUGAUCGUCCCUCUUCCAAGAGUAAGAAGUCCUGGCUUCUCGGCUGGAAACGGAAGGGGAAGAAAAGGCCUCACCUUGAACUUCCUUCUCCUCCAUCAGCUGCACUAUCCCAAGGGCCUUUACGGCCGAUUGCAGAUCCACCCACGUCUACUCCUGUAGCCAUGCCUUCACAAAGGAUCGAAUCGCACCCUCCAGCUGCGUCUGAAGCUCCUUUCCCCCCUGUCCAACGGGUGCAUGAGCAUUCGUCUCCACUUCCUUCUCCCGCGUCCUCUGCUAGUCCCUCCGAAGCAAUGAAAACAGAGCUGCACUCUAAGCCUGCUUCCUCACUAUAUCUGAAUCGCCCGGCCCUGUCGGCAUCUGCAGAGCCGUCGCCCUCAAAACACGAAGGACCAUCGUCACAAGAGCCGAAUGCUUCUGCUACAGGCCCUACGGAAGCAAAUGACGAAAGUCCCGAAUGGGCUCUGGCGUCGGGCCCGUCGCUGGAAAUAUUGAAGCCAGACCAUAUUGAAGAGGUGGACGCACUUCUGCCCGUUGCUUCACAGCCGUUGCCACAAGACGAAUUGGAACUCCCAGCAAGCCCUGCAGAAACGAAUGCCGAAAGCCCCGACUGGACUUUGCCGUCGACCCCCUCGUUGGAAUCAUUGCAACAAGACCAUAAUGGAGAGUUGAACGCACUACUGCCCGUUUCUUCACAGCAGUGGACACAAGACGAAUUGGAAAUUCCAACAGAAGUCACGGCAGCUUCAGAUGCCGAGCUACACACUCUGCCAGUGGACACUCCCCACCUCUCAGCAUCCAGCUCGACGGCGGCAGUGAGUGCCGAUGAUUACUGGGUCCUUCUCCCAAAAAGUGUAGUUGAGUCUGGUGGAAUGGGCAAUACACCAGCAGAUGGCGUCCCUGCAAAAGAUACACCCCCGCCUUCUCUGGAGGACAUGCAGCGGCAACACGGGGAUUCUCCUGUGCUACCAAGAGAACCCAUUCCACCAACUGGACCCCACUCUACACCACCUGGAGAGGGGCCUACCACACCAGAGCAUCUUCCGUCUCCAAAGGACAAACUGUCUGACGAAACCUCUUCUGCUACAGAGGAGGAAGUUAAGAAGCUGACAGAACGGAUUGAGGAAUUUGCAAAGCGCGCCGAGCAGGUGGCAGAGUCGGUUAAGCAGAGAUCCGACUCCUUAAAGGAAUCGGAAGAGCUCUACUUUAGAGGAAAUGCUCUGGUAAAAAGUGCUUCGAAGGCUAUCACUUCGUCAUUCGUGGACACCGACAUUGCUGGAAAAAUUCAGCAUCUGGUUGAGCACUGCAAAAGUUUAUGUUCAAACUUCCAAGAGAGCAGUAGAAUGUGGAGACAGAAGAUGUCUGAACUUGAUGACGCUCUGGCCUCCAAGGUGAAAGACUUGCAAAAUUACCGGCAGACAGCGGCCACGACGCUUCCACAGUGGGAUGUUCUAGAAAAUCUGGAGAGUCUGCAGGCCGGUCUUAAAGAAGCACGUUCAUUGUUGAAGGAUCUGUCUACCCUCGGACAAAAUUUUGCAAAGCGUCUCGACCUCCACUCGCUUCUUCAGCAUGCUGGUGAAACCAUUCAUUCUGCAGAGGCAGAGCUGUUUUCGGUAGCUGGAUUAUGCGCUUCUAAGUACGCUAAAGCACUUCGCGAAGGCAGACAGGAUGGUUCCGACAGUUUCUUGUCAGCAGGGCAAAUGGGCGAUAAAGAUAAUCUAAGAGUGAUGGCAACCUCCUUUCACACUCGGUUGAGGCUAUUAGGCUUGGCCAGAAGUGAACUUCAAGAACUCAAAGCGGCGAUAAAGAAUAGGCAAGACACGCACAGCACUCGUUGA